Molecule: messenger RNA, 1818 nt
Organism: Saccostrea cuccullata (small rock oyster)
Lineage: Eukaryota; Metazoa; Mollusca; Bivalvia; Ostreida; Ostreidae
Product: transcription factor kayak-like
Exons: 4
Coding region: 295-996 (233 amino acids)
Biological process (GO): regulation of transcription by RNA polymerase II
Cellular component (GO): nucleus
Molecular function (GO): DNA-binding transcription factor activity, RNA polymerase II-specific; RNA polymerase II cis-regulatory region sequence-specific DNA binding
Source: RefSeq, a predicted model, not a curated record
GUAGGCCUUGACAGAUUUUUCAAUGCCCCUUUUGUUCAAUUUUAUGGCAUUUCAGGUAUUUGAUACCGAAUGUUUAUACCUUGCCAACGGAAGUAAAUAUGCCACGAAAUUACAUUCAGGUUUCGAUAGCCCAGUUUCAGUUCUAAAAAUAAACCAGGUCUUUCCAUUGCUAUUUAUAGACUGGCUUUCUUUCAUGGAAUAACGAUCAGUGAAGCUGUGUCUGUAAUUUGCCAUUAUUUUAAGAUUUGUGGUAUUAAAUCUAUGUAAACGGUCCCUGCAUUUGACGCCCUGGAUAUGGAGGGUCUGUCGGCCCCCGAUGUCCCCCUGGGCUCCUCGGCUUCGGACAGUAACUCCUCCUCGGACCAAGUAGAAAACAGCCAACCAGCGAACGGGAAUUCCACGGCAAGUGAGGCGCUGAAACUCGUGAAGAAUGGACUUAAAUCUAAAAUCCAGAAAAAGUACACGGAAAAUGGACAAGCACCUUUACAAGUUUCAUUUGAUCCUCCCCCAAAAUAUGAGUUGACAGAGGAGGAAAGGAAAAAGCAAGAGCUGAGAAAGAUAAGAAAUAGAAGAUCUGCCAACUACAGUCGAGAAAAAAGGAAAAUGAAGGAAGAAAGUCUAGUAAAGGAGGUGGAGACUUUGGAAACGGACCACAAAAAAUUGAAGAGGGAAAUACAACAGCUUAAAGUGUUGAAAGAGAAGAUGGAAACUACCUUUGCGAGUCACCUUGCCCGAUGCCAGCAACAGAGACAAAAACUCAGUGUGCAGCUUGGCUCAGAACAAUUAGAGCAGUUAGAGAAAAAGUGUUGUAGAAACCCUGUAAUGACAAAUGUGAACGGAAGACCCAAGUUUGUAGGGGUGCAUGGCAUGCAAACUGAAUAUACUCAAACUUUAAGCUCAGAUUCCUCUUCUGAGGAAAUUGAACCUUUCUCUAGACAGGCCAGUGAGGGUUUUGAAGCCAAUGUAAUUCAAGAUUACUUGGAAGAUGGCGUUUGAUUCGGCUGGAAUGUUACCUUGUGACCCAUAUUGUCUUUCAAACUUUAGCUUGGAUUUGACUAAUAUCGUUUAAUCCCUGUUAGAAUUGUUCUUAGUCGCUGAUAUCCAUCAUACCGAAUUAGUGCUAAGCGUAUCAAGAUGCGUUGUCUGGCGCUUUCUUUUGAACACUGGUGAUUUUGCACCUUAAACAUAGGUCAGCGAACAGGGUCUGUGUAUAGGAUGCCAGUUGUGCCAUACAAACAUUAAUUUCUCGGAAUUUAUCUUUAUUUUUUUGUUCUCACGAUACAAUGUUUUCUUCUCGUAAUACAUUGUUUGCAAAACGCAAUGAAAGAGUGAAAUGUGUAACAAGAAUAUAUUUGGCACUUUGCCAAGCUAAAACAGUCUUUUCUAGGAAUUGAAAAUGGAAAUUUAAAAAAAAAAUUUUCUUCGUUUUAUUACUUGCUCUGUGUUGUUGUUUUGGGAGAAACUCUGUUUUUAUUUACAAUUUUAUUAAGAUUUGUAAAUUACACUGUAUUACUUUUUUUUAUUGAAUUACAAUAACUUUUAUUUGUUGUUGAUCAUGAAUUUAUCCUGGUGAUUUAUUCAGAAUAGCGUAUUGAGUUUAUGUUGUUCUUGUGACCUUCUGUGUGAAUGAUACACAACAUAAUACGUUCCAAAAUCAGGUGAAACCAAUGCAUAUGUACCCAGGCUUAUAAUGGGGACUAUUCAGUAAAAUCAUAUCCUUAUAUCAUUCAUUGAAUUCGUUUAUUUUUGUUACUCUUUUGCUUUUGCUAAAUGUUUGUUUCACUAAUAAAUUCCUCAAACAAGAGGCAAUUACAUGUA